AUGGCGCCGCACGCCGAGGUAGACUCGGGCUCUGCGUAUGGGGAUGGACCUACCAAUGGCAAUAACUCGACCACCCCCACUACUAAUGACAGCACCUUCACCGUGAACUCGCCCAACGUGACCUACACUAACAAUGAGAUCCUGUCCAAGUACACCUACCGAACCACCAGCGUGGCACAGGAUCCCAAUGGCAAGUACGUGGCCACGCCCCAAGAGACUCUGUAUGACUUCAAGGUCGACCGCAAGGUGCCCAAGACCGGCAUGAUGUUGGUGGGAUGGGGUGGCAACAACGGCACCACCGUCACCGCCGGUAUCAUCGCCAACCGACGUGGCUUGGUCUGGGAGACUCGUGAGGGACCUCGUACUGCCAACUACUACGGGUCUGUGGUCAUGGGCUCGACCAUGAAGCUGGGAACCGAACCCAAGACCAUGAAGGAAGUCAACAUCCCCUUUCAUGACGUCCUGCCCAUGGUCCACCCCAACGACCUCGUCAUCGGCGGAUGGGAUAUCAGCGGCAUGAACCUCGCCGAGGCCAUGAACCGUGCUGCCGUCCUGGAGCCCACGCUGAAGGAACAAGUCAAGAAGGAAAUGACACAGAUGGUUCCGCUUCCGAGCAUCUACUAUCCUGACUUUAUUGCCGCCAACCAAGAGGACAGAGCUGAUAACCUCAUCGAUGGGAGUAAGGCCUGCGUGGCCCACGUUGAGAAGAUUCGACAGGACAUUCGUGAUUUCAAGUCGCAGAACAACGUAGACAAAGUCAUUGUUCAGUGGACGGCCAACACGGAACGCUAUGCUGACCUUGUCCCUGGGGUGAACGACACCGCAGACAACUUGCUCAAGGCCAUCGAAAAAGGCCACGAAGAGGUGUCCCCGUCAACCGUCUUCGCAGUAGCCUGCAUCCUGGAGGACGCACCCUUCAUCAACGGGUCGCCUCAGAACACCUUCGUCCCCGGCGCCAUCGAACUGGCCGAGAAGCACGGCGCCUUCAUUGGCGGCGACGACUUCAAGUCGGGCCAGACCAAGAUGAAGUCGGCCCUGGUCGACUUUCUGAUCAGCGCCGGCAUCAAGCUUACCUCCAUCGCCAGCUACAACCACCUGGGUAACAACGAUGGCAAGAACUUGAGCUCCCAGAGGCAGUUCCGGUCCAAGGAGAUCUCCAAGUCCAGCGUGGUUGACGACAUGGUCGAGGCCAAUAAUGUUCUCUAUAAGCCAGGCGAACAUCCGGAUCACACCGUAGUCAUCAAGUACAUGCCGGCCGUCGGCGACAACAAGCGCGCCCUAGACGAGUACUACGCCGAGAUCUUCAUGGGCGGUCACCAAACCAUCUCCAUCUUCAACGUCUGCGAGGACUCCCUCCUAGCCUCUCCGCUCAUCAUCGACCUCGUGCUGCUCGCCGAGAUGAUGACGCGCAUCCAGUGGCGGGCGCGCGCAAACUCAGCCGAAGCCGAGAGCGCCGAAUUCAAGGGCUUCCACAGCGUCCUGAGCAUCCUCAGCUACAUGCUCAAGGCGCCGCUGACGCCGCCCGGCACGCCCGUCAUCAACUCGCUCGCCAAGCAGCGCGCCGCGCUGACCAACAUCUUCCGCGCCUGCGUCGGCCUCGAGCCCGAGUCCGACAUGACGCUCGAGCACAAGCUGUUCUAG
Molecule: messenger RNA, 1641 nt
Organism: Anthostomella pinea
Lineage: Eukaryota; Fungi; Ascomycota; Sordariomycetes; Xylariales; Xylariaceae
Source: the annotation of a GenBank genome assembly